UUCGGCGGAUGAAUAUGCGGUUUUAUGCGUGUUCGCUUUUUGGCCCUUGUAGGGAUCCGUAUUGUUGACAUUGCGUAACCAACAUGGCUGUCAGGUGAGUCGUAUUCAAACCUGUGGUGUCCUAGCUUUGAGUCAUGAUGACCGAGGCUGUGCGGGAGGAUGAGAUGCGGCCAGUGCCCCGGGAGAGGGCCAUCCUGGAGAGCUUCUUUACGCAGCUGGGCAUGUUCUCCUUCGACCGGGCCAAGGACUACGUGGAGAAGGAGAAGGACACCACCAAAGGGGCCGGGGCCAUCUGGACGGCCCUGCUCGCCGCCCUGGCCCACCUGGCCGCCGCGGAGAAGGCGUACUACAAUAUGACGUUUCUCGGACAAAAGCUGGGCAGCCAGUCGUUCUUCAGCCGCAAGGACUCCAUCCGCACCACCUACACGUCGCUGCACAACGAGCUGCGCAAGGUGGUGGCGGCGGUGCGCCCCGUGCAGCAGGGCUCCGCCCCCUGCCUGGAGGAGCUGCUGUCCCACCUGUCGGAGCAGCUGUGCCACUUCACGCAGGCGCGCACCGAGAUGGCCGACCUGUACGAGAAGAUGCACUCGCUGGCCGCGCAGAAGAGCUUCGACUCGGAGGAGCUGCUGACCCCCCUGGAGGCCGUCCUGCAGAAGUACAGCUCCAGGUUCUACCACCCCAUCCUGGGCCGCGUGGAGGAGGGCUUCCAGACGGAGGUGGACGUGGUGACCCAGCUGCUGCGCUGCCAGGCCCAGGUGUCCGAGUGGCGCUUCCUGCCGGCGUUGCUCAGCCUCCACGGCGCCCACUCCAAGCUGGCGGCCUGGGGCCAGCGGCUGCAGCGGCAGAAGGAGACGCGCAAGCACCUGUUCGGCGGGCAGUCGCAGCGCUCGGUCCCGCCGCCGCACCUCUACCUCUGGCUGCAGGGCUUCCAGGCGGCGCUGCUCGCCAAGUUCAGCUUCUACUUCCACGAGGCGCUCGGCCGCCAGGGCACGCCGGCGGACAUGCGGGCGCUGACGGCGCGCGCCUCGCCCGACUACCACGGCAAGAUCGCGGCGUUCGUGCGCAAGCACGACGCCAGCAACGUGUCGCUGGUGUUCGACAACCGCGGCUCGGAGAGCUUCCAGGGCCAUGGCUACCACCACCCGCACUCGUACCGCGAGGCGCCCAAGGGCGUGGAGCAGUUCCCCGCCGUGGUGUCGCUGCCGGCGGGCGAGCGGCCGCUCACGCACUGGCCCAACGUCAUCAUGAUGAUGAGCGACCGCGCCGCCGAGCUCAACGCGCUGGACAAGGCGGUGCACUUCUACGACGACAAGGUGCAGAGCACGUACUACCUGACGCGGCCCGAGCCCCACUUCACCCUGGUGGUGAUCUUCGACGGGCGCAAGUCGGAGAAGGAGACGCACAUCGCCGCCUUCCUGCAGGAGAUCGCCGGGUCGCUGCGCAACUCCAAGCCCUUCGCCACGCUGAAGCCCGGCUCCAAGGGUUGAGGCCCGGGUCCAAGGAGUGAGGCCCUGGUCCAAGGGUUGAGGCCCGGGUCCAAGGGUUGAGGCCCGGGUCCAAGGAGUAAGGCCCUGGUCCAAGGGUUGAGGCCCUGGUCCAAGGGUUGAGGCCCGGGUCCAAGGAGUGAGGCCCUGGUCCAAGGGUUGAGGCCCCCCCACCCCUGAGGUGGUGCGGGGUCUGAAUGACUGAAUAGGGGUCAGACUCGGAACAGGCACGUGACAGGACGCCCGUUUUCCCUGAACGAUCGCAAAGUGAGGGACUGAAAUAUGUGUGUGCGCACGUUUACUCGCCAACAAAUCGUUUCUGACAGCUGAUGAAUGACUUGAUCAUAUCUUCCUUGGAUUUUUUUGCCACUAUUCGUUGAGCUGGGAAUAUAUUUUCAGACCAAAGGAACACAAAUUGUUACCACUGCUCCACAACUCUUGUUAGCGAGUGAUGAGAAAUCCCUUCAUUGAAAAAACAGAUAAUUGGUUAGUAAUUGUCUUUUGAUUACGGAGGGUAUUUUAAACCAGAUUUGAUCAUCCUCAUUUAUUUGGAGUUAUAAUUGUGUUAUUAAUUACACUUGCCGCCGUAUACUGAAAUAAAAUGGAUGAAAGCACAAUGUU
Gadus morhua (Atlantic cod) is the source of this 2105-nucleotide messenger RNA. It is a transcript of the gene kics2, whose product is annotated as KICSTOR subunit 2. Bases 135 to 1487 code for a protein of 450 amino acids. The transcript has 4 exons. NCBI's taxonomy places the organism in Eukaryota, Metazoa, Chordata, Actinopteri, Gadiformes, Gadidae. Gene Ontology annotation, biological process: negative regulation of TORC1 signaling; cellular response to amino acid starvation; cellular response to glucose starvation. Gene Ontology annotation, cellular component: KICSTOR complex. The record is from RefSeq and is a predicted model, not a curated record.